AUGAACAACAGUGGGGAAUAUCUGAGUGACACUGUCAGACAAAUAUUUGUCCUUACCAACCACGUCAUUAUUGGCAUGACGAUUUGUCUAUGUGGAAUUGUGGGGAACUGCCUAAACAUCGCCGUGUUUCUAAAACAGGGUCUGCGCAUGUCUGUAAACAUGAGCCUGUUCGCCAUUUCCGUUUCUGAUCUUAUUGGCUUAAUUUUUCAAGUCUGGCAUAACUUUUGUUUGAAUCCAUACCUGGAGCUUGCAGACUUGCCCAUCGAUUUCCUGUCCGUGCAGAUCCUGACGGCUGGGUCUCCAAACAUCGCAAUGUCACGCAUCACUUGUUGGAUCACAAUGUACAUCACAGCUGAGAGAUGUCUCUCCGUUUUAUUACCUUUGAGGAUCAGAAACAUUGUGACGUUUAAAAGGACCGCGGUCAUUCUUCUCUUCUGCUACAGUUUAAACCUCUCCUUCUAUCUUCCUAUUUAUUCAGCAAACUACUUAAGCUGGACCUUCUACCCAGGUAUCAACAGAACUAAGCUAGCCUUCACAGGCACGAGCAAUACCUUGAUGGUCAGCUUCAUAAUGAACGUGUCCCACUUCUACCUGUCGGUCAUCGCUUUUAUAUGCAACGUCAUCUUCACAGCCAUCUUGGUGGUCAGUCUGAAGAAAAAAUCGGAAUGGCGAAGAAGCGCCACCUUCGUCAAUGAUCAGAACGAGGCUCUCACGAGCCGUGACAAGAAAACUGUCAUCAUGGUGAUUAUCGUGGCUGCAAUUCUCAUCGUCUGCUACUCUCCUGGCGUCACGAUUUGGCGCAAACAUUUCAGGAACGUUGCUGAAUCUCAUGACAACUUUCCCGAAGGAACAUUCACAACUCCAUUUCCUCCUGGAGAUCCUGCUACGUUAGACGAUGUAAAAAGACCAGCUCAUAUCCACAAAGAUGUCUGGCAGACUUGA
Messenger RNA from Biomphalaria glabrata, 942 nucleotides. RefSeq lists its product as uncharacterized. The coding region runs from base 1 to 942 and encodes 313 amino acids. The record is from RefSeq and is a predicted model, not a curated record. Gene Ontology annotation, cellular component: membrane. NCBI's taxonomy places the organism in Eukaryota, Metazoa, Mollusca, Gastropoda, Planorbidae. The transcript has 2 exons.